Daphnia pulex (common water flea) is the source of this 972-nucleotide messenger RNA. RefSeq lists its product as uncharacterized. Lineage: Eukaryota; Metazoa; Arthropoda; Branchiopoda; Diplostraca; Daphniidae. The record is from RefSeq and is a predicted model, not a curated record. The coding region runs from base 1 to 825 and encodes 274 amino acids. The transcript is spliced from 3 exons.
AUGAUCCGCAUCUGGUUGUUGUUAGCGGUUGGAAGCCUCGCUGCUGUUUCCUACGAUGCCGAGCAUCAAACAAAUCGCGGUGCUGACGACGAAUUAGUGCUGUCGGGCACGGGAGACUACAGCAGCCCCAUUGCCGACGUGAAAUCUGACGAGAAGCUGGAACGAAAGCGCCGGCAGAGUUCCAGCAGUCGGACGGCUUUAUCACUGCCAGAUAACACGAGCCUCAAAAUAGCGUUCGACAUGUCUGUGGGCAUCAGUCCACUCAACAACACCUUCUCCUCGUUCACCAUGAGCUUACCUUUCCGCUUCGUCUUGCCGACAUUCACGCAGCUCAACAAUCGCUACGGCAGUCUGGAUCAACUCGAAAAAGACCUGAGCGAUGAAGGGCAAAUCGAGAGCAAUCUGAUCGAUUACGACUUUCUCGAAGAACAACGAGCGAACGAACAGAGGCGGACCGUUUACCAACAUAUUGAGAUUCUGUUCAAAAAGUUUGGAUUCGACGGCGAAGUUUGUAUGCAACGGGCCAUUUGCGAGCUGGCCGAAGCUCCAUUGGCCCACCACGGAAUCCUAGGCAAACUGAUGCAUCUGGUUUUCACGCCAAGCCUGCUAGAAUUUCCCAAAAUCAUGCGACAGUUUCUGACCGCCCAUGGCAACAGCAACAACAACCGUGUCCGGCGCGAUGCUACGUUGCUGCCCGAGCUGGAGUUGAUUGAAAAGCCACUGGAAGACCAGUACACUCACGCUUAUCGCACUGGCAAAGAAAACAAGUGCUGGGCGCGCUACUCCUCCUGCCCCAUCUCCCUAUUCACGCUUCUAAAUAUUUAACUUCCGUGAGGAGAGAGUGUUUGAUGAAAUCAUAUUAUUAUUGUACGAUUGCCUCUAGCUACUAGCUGGUCAGCAGUUUUUUCUCGCUUAUCGCAUAGCCAAACAGAAAAGUUCCUACUACAACUAAUAAACAAAUUCAACUUUCAA